AAAAAUAGCAUAAUACAACCCAAUGUCUUCUUCCACAUUCUCUCUCACAAACCAAAAAUGCCUCCAAACACCGCAUCUCAUUCAUGGCCAUUUUACUUUAUUAUUUUCUCAAUCUUAGCUCCUGUUCUGCUUGCUAUAUUCAUUUUCCAGCUUGACUAGUUCGACCCAGCUCCUAUGCCUAUCCACGAGUUGACUCUAUCCACGAGUACUGACCCGCCACCGGAGGCUUCUAUGAAGAAUGGUCGCCUUCUUCAAGGCUCAGAAUUUCUAGGUGUCGGGCAGUUGAAGGCACCGGAAGAUAUAGCAUACGAUGGCGAAUCAGGAGUCAUUUAUACAACGUGUGCAGAUGGGUGGAUAAAACGAGUCACAGUGAAUGACUCGGUGUCUGACUCGGUUGUGGAGAACUGGGUUAACACUGGUGGUAGACCACUUGGACUCGUCCUGGGAAAAGAUAACGAUGUAAUUGUUGCUGAGUAAUUGUUGCUGAUUGUUGCUGAUGCCUACAAGGGAUUGCUAAAGAUUAGUAGAGAUGGUGAAAUAGAGCUAUUAACAGAUGAGGCAGAGGGUCUGAAAUUCAAACUUACAGAUGGUGUAGAUAUAGCAGAAGAUGGCAUUAUUUAUUUUACAGAUGCUUCUUAUAAGUACAAUUUUCAUGACCAUUUGUGGGACGUUUUGGAGGGUAAGCCCCACGGUAGGGUAUUGAGCUAUAAUCCUGCAACCAGAAUCACCAAAGUUUUGGUCAGUGACCUAUAUUUUGCCAAUGGACUUGCAAUUUCUCCCGAUCAAGACUCUUUAAUCUUCUGUGAAACUUCCAUGAGGAGGUGUAGAAAAUAUUACAUAAAAGGCAAUAAAAAAGGAAGCUUGGAAAAAUUUACUGAUUUGCCUGGAAUGCCAGACAAUAUCCAUUAUGAUGGACAUGGCCACUUCUGGAUUGCAUUACCCAUGGAAAUCACAACAUUUUGGAAGGCAGUAUUCAAAUAUCCUUUUGUCCGAAAGCUUGCAGGAAUUGUUUUGAAGCACAAAGGAAAUAUAGGUGAUACAGGAAAAAAUGGAGGAGUUUUUGUGGUGGAUUUGGAAGGGAAACUGAUUUCCCAUUACUAUGAUCCUGAGUUAAAAUUGAUUUCUAGUAGUGUAAAAAUUGGAAAUCAUCUAUACUGUGGUUCUAUCACCUAUCCCUAUAUUAUUCGUCUAAAUUUGGCCAAGUAUCCUGCACUUGCCAAUACCUAAGUUGUGUAGAUUAAUGCUAUACUAAUGUCUCUCAUCAGUGCUCAGAGGGUUGGUGCGCCCUAUGGGUUGUCCUCAAUCGGGCCAUCAACACCUGACUAGUUAUCCGAGCUUACAGAGGCAAUGACUAAAACAUCUAGUAAUCCUCUUUUUCUUUUUCAAAAAAUGUGUUUACACUAUGCAAAUGUUAUAGAAAUUGUCAGAGUUGUCUAGCAAACAUUUCUCAUUGAAUAUAGUAAUAGUAUGAUGUUUUUGCCGCGUUUAAUUUAA
Jatropha curcas is the source of this 1494-nucleotide messenger RNA. Its product is annotated as protein STRICTOSIDINE SYNTHASE-LIKE 5. The record is from RefSeq and is a predicted model, not a curated record. NCBI's taxonomy places the organism in Eukaryota, Viridiplantae, Streptophyta, Magnoliopsida, Malpighiales, Euphorbiaceae. Gene Ontology annotation, cellular component: endomembrane system. Gene Ontology annotation, molecular function: hydrolase activity.